Molecule: messenger RNA, 840 nt
Organism: Metarhizium album ARSEF 1941
Lineage: Eukaryota; Fungi; Ascomycota; Sordariomycetes; Hypocreales; Clavicipitaceae
Product: U1 zinc finger family protein
Exons: 1
Coding region: 1-840 (279 amino acids)
Biological process (GO): mRNA splicing, via spliceosome
Cellular component (GO): precatalytic spliceosome
Molecular function (GO): RNA binding; zinc ion binding
Source: RefSeq, a predicted model, not a curated record
AUGACGGAAUACUGGAAAGCAUCGCCGAAUUACUGGUGCAAACACUGCGCCGUCUUUGUGCGCGAUACCAAGCUUGAGCGCCAAAACCACGAAGCCACAGCCAAGCACCAAAAUGCCAUCAAGCGAUCGCUGCGUGACCUACACCGCACCCACGAGCGGGAAGAGCGCGACAAGGAACGAGCGCGCCGUGAGAUUGAUCGCCUUAAUGCAGCUGUCGCCAGCUCUUCAUCGGGCCCGUCGCGGCUGGGACGUGCCUCUGCAGCGGCGAGCAGCUCCAAGGAAGCUUCUCUGAAGAGGCAACGCGAACAGUUGGCAGAGAUGGGCGUCGCGAUACCGGAGGACUUUCGGGGCGAAAUGGCCAUGCCCGGUGAAUGGACGGUCACGAGUAGCCGGGUGAUUGAGGGGGCGGGGGACGCAGCGAGGGACAAGCCCGCGACGGGGGUGAGGAAGAGAGAGGAGAGGGGGGAGGACGAGGAAGAGGAAGAGGAGGAUGCCGUGAAGGGGCUGUUCAAGAAGCCGAGGAGGUGGGGGAGGGACUCGAGGAGGAUGCCCGAGGAGGAGGACGAAGAGCUGGACGCGCUGCUCAGCGGGACGGUCCAGUUGAAAGCCGAGAGGGGCGACGUCCGCGGGGUGAAGCCGGAGGAGGGCGCUGUUGAAGCUGGACCGGAAACCACGGCGAGCGUGCCGGGCGAAGAGGUCAAGGACGAGGCGAGCGAAGCAAAAGUCAAGGAGGAGGUGGCGGGGGACGGCGGCUCUGGUGUCUGCCCCGUGGUCCCCGCGGUCCCCGUGGUCCCCGUGGUAUUCAAGAAGAGGAAGCCAAAGGGCUUACGGACCAAGUAG